Messenger RNA from Pistacia vera, 408 nucleotides. RefSeq names its product purine permease 21-like. Gene Ontology annotation, cellular component: membrane. Gene Ontology annotation, molecular function: purine nucleoside transmembrane transporter activity. Lineage: Eukaryota; Viridiplantae; Streptophyta; Magnoliopsida; Sapindales; Anacardiaceae. The transcript has a single exon. Bases 1 to 408 code for a protein of 135 amino acids. The record is from RefSeq and is a predicted model, not a curated record.
AUGGAGAUCAUUGAUAUCAUAUCCUAUCCUUCAAUAGUUGCAACUUGUGAUGCUCUGGUGGGACUUUUUGCUAAUGGAGAAUGGAAAAGUUUAAGUAAGGAGAUGGAAUUGUAUGAACUUGGGAAGGUGGCCUAUGUGAUGACCAUUGUUUGGGCUACCAUAGCUUGGCAAGUUUUUUCUGUUGGCCUUGUUGGAUUGAUCUUUGAGGUGUCUUCUCUCUUUUGCAAUUCCAUAAGUAUUUUAGGCUUCCCUAUUUUUCCAGUUUUGGGUGUGGUAUUUUUCCAUGACAAAAUAGAUGGAGUGAAGGUGAUCUCCAUGGUGUUGGCUAUUUGGGGCAUUGUUUCUUAUGUCUAUCAGCAAUAUCUGGAUGAAUCUAAGCCUAAGAAUGAUUCCAGAAUUGCUAAUUAA